Messenger RNA from Fusarium odoratissimum NRRL 54006, 264 nucleotides. RefSeq lists its product as uncharacterized. The record is from RefSeq and is a predicted model, not a curated record. Lineage: Eukaryota; Fungi; Ascomycota; Sordariomycetes; Hypocreales; Nectriaceae. The transcript has a single exon. The coding region runs from base 1 to 264 and encodes 87 amino acids.
AUGCCUGCAGACUCCGGUUCAGCAGAUCAAGAACCCGAGACUUGGGGCAGUCAAAUUAAAUAUGUCCCCGUUCGUCUUGUCAAGGACGUGAACAGUUUCAAAGCAGCAUUGAAGAGACACUAUGGUGAAGGAGUGACGCACCCUAUCAAGGGCUCACACACAGAAGAGGCCGUCUAUGAGGUUAAAGCACCCAAAGCGAAUACAGGACCCACAGAUCUGGUGAAGACUCUCCAGGAGGAGGAUGUCCUUAAGAAAGAGGGAUGA